Molecule: messenger RNA, 3087 nt
Organism: Arabis nemorensis
Lineage: Eukaryota; Viridiplantae; Streptophyta; Magnoliopsida; Brassicales; Brassicaceae
Source: the annotation of a GenBank genome assembly
AUGAUUGCGGAGAAACCCGUUUGGAUUAGGCAUGAAGGGUUGCCAAUAUUCUCCAUUGAUGUUCAACCCAACGGAGAAAGGUUUGCCACAGGCGGCGGUGACCACAAGGUUCGGAUAUGGAACAUGAAGUCGGUUGACACGGAUUUGCAAAACUUAGAUCCAAAAGAGAGGCUUCUUGCAACCCUUCGUGACCACUUUGGGUCAGUCAACUGUGUUAGGUGGGCCAAGCACGGUAGGUAUGUGGCAUCUGGUUCUGACGAUCAAGUGAUUCAAAUUCAUGAGAGGAAGCCUGGUUCGGGCACCACUGAGUUUGGUAGUGGAGAACCCCCAGAUGUUGAGAACUGGAAAGCUGUAAUGACUCUAAGGGGACACACUGCCGAUGUGGUGGAUAUUAAUUGGUCCCCAGAUGAUUCAAUGCUGGCUAGUGGGAGUUUGGACAACACGGUCCAUAUAUGGAAUAUGCGCAGUGGUAUUUGCACUACUGUACUCAGGGCUCAUUUGAGUCUGGUGAAAGGUGUAACCUGGGAUCCAAUCGGGACAUUCAUUGCUAGCCAGUCGGAUGACAAAACUGUGAUAAUUUGGAGAACAAGCGAUUGGAGCAUGGCUCACAGAACAGCUGGUCACUGGGAAAAAUCGCUCGGAUCCACAUUUUUCAGGCGACUUGGGUGGUCCCCCUGUGGCCACUUCAUUACUACCACUCAUGGGUAUCAGAAGCCGAGGCAUUCUGCUCCUGUUUUAGAAAGAGGGGAAUGGUCUGCAGCAUUUGACUUCUUAGGUCAUAAUGCUCCAAUCAUUGUUGUGAAGUUCAAUCAUUCAAUGUUUAAACGAACCCUUUCUAGUGCCCAAGAAAUGAAACGAGUUGGGUGGAGCAAUGGGACUUCCAAAUCAGGGGGGAAAGAUAUGCAGCCAUACAAUGUUAUUGCAAUAGGGAGUCAAGACCGCACUAUAACUGUAUGGACAACUGCAAGUCCACGCCCUCUUUUUGUGGCGAAGCAUUUCUUCGGCCAAAGUGUUGUGGAUCUAUCAUGGAGUCCUGACGGAUAUUCGCUUUUUGCAUGUUCCUUGGACGGAACAGUGGCGAUGAUUCACUUUGACCCAAAAGAAUUAGGUGUCAGGCUAACAGAUACGGAACUAGAUGAAUUGAAGAAAAGUCGAUAUGGAGAUGUCAGAGGCCGGCAAGCAAACUUAGUUGAGAGCCCAGCCCAAUUAUUACUUGAAACAGUCUCGACAAAGCAGAAAAAGCUAUCCGGUAGUAAAAGGGCAGCCUCAGAUGUUUCACAAAACCAGGGGACAACAAAACCCUCAGUGAAUGUAGAGGGUACUGUAAAGAAGCGUAAAUCUCAAGUCGAUGAUCGGAAUAUGACAGCAGAGGCUACUGGUGACACAUUAAAUAAAGCGUCAACCUCAAAUCAGGUAUCUAAUCCUGUGAAUCAAAAAGUAUAUAGAAGGCCUGACGGAAGAAAGAGGAUCAUUCCUGAAGCCGUUGGAGUUCCCCAGCAGGAGAAUAAUAUCGCAAUUAACGGGCAAUCCCAUAAUUUUCCUCCAGCUUCCUGUGCUGUUCCUGAUAAGGGAGAUAGUGGAGAUUUUCCUGUGGGGACUAGCAAUAGAGAUUCAUCCAUGAAAGAAAUAGUGGGCAGCAACCCCGAUCUUAAAGAGCGUUCAAGGAUUACAGCUCGUGCUACCAUUACUGAGAGCCUUGUUAUUGAGAAGGUUCCUGAAACCUCCGGUAGAAAUGAAGUUUUAAAUGUUGAACAGUCUGUAGGUAUAAAGGGAUCGUCUAGCACAGAUCUGUACAUACGGGUAUUUGAUUGGAAAGAAGGGGAAGCCAUGGCACCUGUUUGCUUAGAAGCUUGUCCUAGGGAGCAUACCUUGGACACUGUUGGUGCAGUUAGUACAUCAAUGAUCAAGGAAACUGAGAUUUCUUGCAAAAAAUCAGGUGAAACUCUUUGGUCUGAUCGAAUUAUGGGGAGAGUCACUGUUUUGGCUGGAAAUCCAAAUUUUUGGGCUGUUGGAUGUGAAGACGGAAGCCUCCAGGUUUACACAAAGUGUGGAAGGCGUGCCAUGCCUACUAUGAUGAUGGGAUCUGCUGCAACAUUUAUUGAUUGCGACGAUAGCUGGAAAUUGCUGCUUGUGACAAGAAAAGGAUCGUUAUAUGUGUGGGAUCUAUUCAAUAGGAAAUGCAUCCUCCAUGACUCUUUAUCAUCUUUGGUAUCUUCCAAUGUCAAUUUGUCUUCCACAGUAGAAGGUACAAUAAAAGUGAUAUCUGUGAAGUUAUCCAAGUCUGGUUCUCCUCUUGUUGUUCUAGCCACACGUCAUGCAUUCCUCUUCGACACGAGUCUAAUGUGCUGGCUGAGAGUGGCUGAUGACUGCUUCCCAGCCUCAAAUUUCAGUAGCUCCUGGAAUUUGGGAUCAACUCCAUGUGGCGAGCUUGCUGGUUUGCAGGUUGAUGUCAGAAAGUACAUGGCCAGAAAGCCAGGAUGGAACAGGAUUACUGAUGAUGGAAUGCAAACACGUGCACAUUUGGAAUCUCAGCUUGCAUCAUCUCUUGCGUUGGAGUCUUCUCACGAAUACCGCCAGUGCCUCCUCGCCUAUGUGAGGUUUCUAGCAAGAGAGGCAGACGAGUCAAGACUACGAGAAGUGUGCGAGAGCUUUCUUGGACCUCCGACUGGGAUGGCUGAAGCAGGAUCCUCAGACACAAACUUGUCUUGGGAUCCUUAUGUUCUGGGGGUGAAGAAGCAUAAACUUUUGAGAGAUGAUAUUCUUCCUGCAAUGGCGUCAAACAGAAAGGUUCAGCGUCUACUCAAUGAGUUUAUGGAUCUCUUAUCUGAAUAUGAAAACGCAGAAACAGCAGAUCUUGGCCCCAAGGUUCCGACACCUACCGUGGACUGUGGUGGAGUCCCAUCUUCAUUGGAUCAAAUGGAUUCUGAUCCUCCAGCCAUGACCGCUACUACACCUAUGACAAUAGAUAAUGACAAACUGGUUUCUAUGGGGAACUCAGUGGCUCUGGAGACAGGUAUCAUGUGUGAGAAACCGGGUUCUGAAGACCGGGAUAGACAUGGCGAGAAUUCAAGAAACUCAAGCUCUUGA